Molecule: messenger RNA, 2841 nt
Organism: Penicillium waksmanii
Lineage: Eukaryota; Fungi; Ascomycota; Eurotiomycetes; Eurotiales; Aspergillaceae
Product: oxysterol-binding protein related protein OSH3
Exons: 3
Coding region: 1-2841 (946 amino acids)
Biological process (GO): maintenance of cell polarity; piecemeal microautophagy of the nucleus; exocytosis
Cellular component (GO): perinuclear endoplasmic reticulum; cytosol; intracellular membrane-bounded organelle
Molecular function (GO): sterol binding
Source: RefSeq, a predicted model, not a curated record
AUGGCUGCAAUGGAAGAGCUGGAGAUCCAUAGCAAGUCCUAUUUCGUGCGCUGGGUCAACGUGGGCGCAGGCCACACCAUCUCAUGGAGUAUUCAACCACAUAAGAAGUCGGUCAACUUUGGCAUCUUCAAGCAUCCCGGCCAGUCGAACUCCCUCGGCUCUCACCUCCCCUCCGACUCCCACAGCACCGAUUCCAACGAGAACCUCCCCGCAACCGCAACCGCGAACUCCGGGUCCCGCAAUCAACAAUCCACCGUUAUCGACAAGCUUACAGGCAUCGGCCUCAAGUCUAUCAAAUGGAUCGGGAAGUGCGAGGCCGACAAGAUUUCUCAAGGGACAUACGAUGUGCCCACGAAUGAGGCUGGGAACUACGCGCUGGUCUUCGACAACACCUUCUCUAAACAAAUCUCUAAGACCGUCACCCUCGUUCUCCUGACCUAUCCGACCGGUCUACAACCGCAUGGUUCCGCACCACCUUCGAUCGCUCGCGCCGCGACCAGUGGCUCGACCGAAUCCCUGUCGCAGCCCAAGACACGGCGUCGUGGGAACAGCCGAUCGACCCUGAGCGCGCAGACCGCAGUUACCUCCACGUCAACCGUACACACGGGUCAGCUGCAAAAGCGCCGGCGUAAGCGACACCAGGGCUGGGCACGUCGGUUUUUCUCUUUGGACUUCACAUCAUGCACUCUGUCAUACUACCAUGAUCCGAAUUCGUCAGCAUUACGAGGCGCCAUCCCACUUUCAUUGGCGGCCGUAGCGACCAACGACAAGUCCCGUGAGAUCUCCAUUGACUCCGGAACGGAGAUCUGGCAUCUCCGCGCCAGCAAUGACCAAGACUUCGUCUCUUGGAAAGGCGCUCUAGAGAAGGCUUCUGUUCCGGAGACACCCAAAGGGAAUGGAAUUUCUCAUCUUGGCGGUCCUCCUGAACUGCGCAUAUCUCUCCCCGACCAACCCUCUCCGGCGGAGGAACAAGAAUGGACUCAGGUGGAAAGCCUUGUUGGCAAAGUAUCUGGCUCGCGUGAUGCCGUGCGUCGCCUUGCUAGAGAUACGGAUCCCAAGUACCUGACGACUCCAGCGCCCGCUGCUUCGGAGCGCACCCGUGGCCGAUCUCCAAGCCCUCAACCGGCAUCUGCAAGUGAAACUCCCAGUGGUGACCGUGAUCCGAGACGGCCUUUCUGGAAGCGCAAGACUAGUGGAACUUCCAAUGCUAGUGGUAAGCGUCCACCGGGACCGGAGCAGUCAAAUUCGAGUUCUUCUCAGCUGGUGGUGCCUACCGGCAAGCCUGCCAGUAUUGCCAGUCAUGCUGAUGGAAUGGACGAGAUCCACGACCAUCUGAUGGCUGUUCUACGCGAUUUGGAUAAUGUUGUGACGGAAUUCUCUACUCUUCUCUCUGAGAGCAGACAGCGCCGACACCCACCCCGCUCGACGGUCUCGAUGGCCCCUCGUCGGAGUAUGGAGUCUGAGGACUUGGAAUUCUUCGAUGCCAAUGAUGGAGGUGCUAAUUCCCCGCUCCUUACAAUCCAAGACAGUGACGAAGAAGGAGAAAAUGGAGAACGACCGGACACCGCUACCGAGCAAGUCGAUGAUGCUCCCUCAGAUAGUGACGAGGACGACGAAUCGACAGCUCCUCAGGAUAGUAGCAAUGCCUCUCCAUUGUUCCCAGUCAAACCCAAAUCAUUGUCUCCCCUUCCGUUGGAUGCCUCCUACCCCCCCAGUCUGAUCGGAUUCCUGCGCAAGAACGUCGGCAAAGAUCUAUCCACGAUAUCCAUGCCAGUUUCCGCGAACGAGCCCCUUUCCCUGCUGCAGCGCGCAGCCGAGAUUGUCGAGUACUCAUCGAUGCUGGACAAAGCUGCUCAGAUCUCCGAUAGCACUGAACGAUUGAUGUACGUCACGGCGUUUGCUCUAUCCUCUCUAUCCAGCAAUCGAGUCCGAGAACGAUCUAUCCGCAAACCCUUCAACCCUAUGCUCGGCGAAACCUACGAACUCGUCCGCGAAGACCAAGGCUUCCGCUUCAUCGCCGAAAAGGUCUCCCACCGCCCAGUCCAACUGGCCUACCAAGCCGACAGUCGCGAAUGGAGCCUCUCCCAAUCACCCAUGCCAAGCCAAAAGUUCUGGGGCAAGUCCGCAGAAAUCACAACCGAAGGUCGAGUGCGCAUCACCCUCCAUGCCACAGGCGAGCGCUUCAGCUGGAUAGUAGCAACAUCCUUUCUACGCAACAUCAUCGCCGGCGAGAAAUACGUCGAGCCAGUCGGCGAAUUGACAGUCGCAAAUGAAACCACCGGCCAACGAACAAUCACCACCUUCAAAGCUGGCGGCAUGUUCUCCGGCCGCAGUGAAGAAGUCUCCACUCGAGCCGUGGACUCGUACAACAAACCACUCUCCCUGGGUCUAACGGGGUCCUGGCCAACAGCGCUAUCUCUCACCCGCGAUGGAUCAACACCAUCCGGUAAACCAAUUUGGUCCGCAGGACCCCUCGUCCCCAGCGCGCCCAAGCACUAUGGCCUAACAGCCUUCGCCGCGUCCCUGAACGAAAUUACCCCCGUGGAAGAGAAUCACCUCCCAUCCACGGACUCGCGUCUCCGUCCUGAUCAGCGCGCUUUGGAAGAAGGCGACCUCGAUAAAGCUGAGGAAGUCAAGGUCCAGCUGGAAGAAGGUCAGCGUGCCCGCCGUCGCGAGAUGGAGGAUGCUGGCGAGGCUUGGAUUCCGCGCUGGUUUACGCGGGUUAGUGAUGAUGCUGAUGGGGAGGUUGUUUGGAGGCUUAAGGGUGGUAAGGAUGGGUAUUGGGAUGAGCGGGCUAGGGGGAAUUGGUCUAGUGUUGUGCCUGUUUUUGAGACUAAUUAG